UUCCCACCCUCGGUCAUAGGCGGCUGACUGAGUCCCGACUACUGAGAACCUCAGCCAGGGUCCGGGAGCCCCCCAUCCAGGAGCCAAGAGUGCCCCUGUCCUGCUGGCCUAAGGAUACACAGCUCUACUCUGAUUGAAUGCUCAAUCCAUCUUCAUGGGACAAUGAACCAGAAGACCACUCUAGUGCUCCUUGCACUAGCCGUCAUCACUAUCUUUGCCUUAGUCUGUGUUCUGCUAGUGGGCAGAGGUAGGGAUGAGAAUGAUGAGCCUAGCCAGCCUCCCCAUUGCCACUCUGCAUAUCCCAGUGCCCAGCCCUGGACACAUCCUGGCCAGAGCCAGCUGUUUGCAGACCUGAGCCGAGAGGAGCUGACGGCUGUGAUGAGCUUUCUGACUCGGCGGAUUGGGUCAAGGCUAGUGGAUGCAAAACAGGCUCAGCCCUCCAACAACUGUGUCUUCUCAGUAGAGCUGCAGCUGCCCCCAAAGGCUGCAGCCCUGGCCCACCUGGACAGGGGGAGCCCCCCACCGGCCCGGGAGGCACUGGCCAUCAUCUUCUUUGGUGGACAACCCCAGCCCAACGUGACUGAGCUGGUAGUGGGACCACUGCCUCACCCCUCCUAUAUGCGGGAUGUGACCGUGGAGCGUUAUGGAGGCCCCCUGCCCUAUCACCGACGCCCGGUGCUGGCCCAAGAGUACAUGGACAUAGACCAGAUGAUCUUUGACAAAGAGCUGCCCCAGGCUGCUGGUCUCCUCCACCACUGUUGCUUCUACAAACAGCAAGGAAGGAACCUGGUGACAAUGACCACAGCCCCUCGCGGUCUGCAGUCAGGGGACAGGGCCACCUGGUUCGGCCUCUACUACAACAUCUCAGGGGCUGGGUUUUUCCUGCACCCCAUAGGCUUGGAGCUGCUGGUAGACCACAAGGCCCUGGACCCCGCCCGCUGGACCAUCCAGAAGGUGUUCUAUCAAGGCCGCUACUAUGAGAGCCUGUCCCAGCUGGAGGAGCAGUUUGAGGCCGGCCUGGUGAAUGUGGUAUUGAUCCCAGACAAUGGCACAGGUGGGGCCUGGUCCCUGAAGUCCCAGGUGCCACCACGUCAGGCUCCCCCUCUGCAGUUCCAUCCCCAGGGCCCACGCUUCAGUGUCCAGGGGAGUCGAGUAAACUCUUCACUGUGGACUUUCUCCUUUGGUCUUGGAGCUUUUAGUGGCCCAAGGAUUUUUGACGUUCGUUUCCAAGGAGAACGGCUGGCUUAUGAGAUCAGCCUCCAAGAAGCCUUGGCUGUCUAUGGGGGCAAUUCCCCAGCAGCAAUGGUGACCCGUUAUAUGGAUGGUAGUUUUGGCAUGGGCAAGUACUCAACACCCCUGACCCGUGGGGUGGACUGCCCCUACCUGGCCACUUAUGUGGACUGGCACUUCCUUUUGGAAUCUCAGACCCCUAAGACAAUGCGCGAUGCCUUUUGUGUGUUUGAACACAACCAGGGCCUUCCCCUGCGGAGACACCACUCAGAUUUCCAGUCUCACUAUUUUGGGGGCCUUUCAGAGACAGUGCUAGUCAUCAGAUCUGUGUCCACCUUGCUGAACUAUGACUACGUGUGGGACAUGGUCUUCCACCCCAAUGGGGCCAUAGAAGUCAAAUUCCAUGCAACAGGCUACAUCAGCUCAGCAUUCCUCUUUGGUGCUGCCAAUAAGUAUGGGAACCAAGUAGGGGAGCACACGCUGGGCACAGUACACACGCACAGUGCCCACUACAAGAUAGAUCUGGAUGUAGCAGGACUGAAGAACUGGGUCUGGGCCGAGGACAUGGCCUUUGUUCCCACGGCUGUGCCCUGGAGCCCCAAGCACCAGAUACAGAAGCUGCAGGUGACCCGGAAGCAGCUGCAGACUGAGGAGCAGGCAGCCUUCCCCCUGGGAGGGGCCACCCCUCGCUACCUGUACCUGGCCAGCAACCACAGUAACAAGUGGGGUCACCCACGGGGCUACCGCAUCCAGAUGCUCAGCUUUGCGGGGGAGCCAAUGCCCCAGAACAGCUCUAUGGAGAGAGCCCUCAGCUGGGGGAGGUACCAGCUGGCCGUGACCCAGCGGAAGGAGGAGGAGCCCAGUAGCAGCAGCAUCUUCAACCAGAACGACCCUUGGGCCCCCACGGUGGACUUCACUGACUUCAUCAACAAUGAGACCAUCAUGGGAGAGGACUUGGUGGCAUGGGUAACAGCUGGAUUUCUGCACAUCCCACAUGCAGAGGACAUUCCCAACACAGUGACUGUGGGCAACGGUGUGGGCUUCUUCCUCCGACCCUACAACUUCUUUGACGAGGACCCCUCCUUCUACUCUGCUGACUCCAUCUACUUCCGACCGGACCAGGAUGCUGGGGCCUGUGAGGUCAACCCCCUGGCUUGCCUACCCCAGACUGCUGCCUGUGCCCCCGACCUCCCUGCCUUCUCCCAUGGGGGCUUCUCUCACAGCUAGGUGGUCCCUGGGCUGGAGAAUCUGCCCAAGGACUCCAGGGUAGGCUGAGGGUGUGGGAGCAACUGGGCACUAAAUGGGCAGCCUGGUUCCCUCUUCUCCUUCCUUCCACCCCUGCUGUCUGUCCAUCUCCCAGUCCCCCAAGGUCCCCUCUCUUCCAGUGCCCUCUCCCCCUUGUACCCUCCUUGGAACCAGGAACAUCCAGAGCCUGUGAUGCCUUAUACUGGGAAGCUCAGUUUGUUGCUGGGCCCCAUCCCAGAGAGGCAAGGAUGGCCUAGUCAGGAGCCUAGGGUGAUGGCCAGGAUUUCCCCUAGAUUGUUCUUUCAUUUUUAUUUUCUGGUUUUCCAGAAUUUUUUAGGCCAUUUCUGACACAGGGAUUAUAAUCCCUCGAGAGCCCAAGGCAGGGCCACCAGUCCUGCACAUCCAUAGUGAGCAGGAAAGAACUCUUUUGCAUACAUUCCCACUCAUCCAAGUCCUUUCUUCUCUCCAUCGUCUCCUCCUAGCUACAGCCUCCUCCUUCCCUUCCUGUCUACCCUUCCAUCCUGGGAUAUCUCUCCUGUGCUGAAGGGAUGUCCCUCUGUCCCAGCCCCUGGUGCUCCCACUGCCCUCAGCUCUCGCCUUCAGUCUCCUCUCCUGCCCCCAGGCCAGCCAAUUGUAGGAUACAACACGGUAUGUCCUCUUGCAUCUGUCACAUAUUGGGACUAGGAGUUGCCAGCAGGCCUGUUCUAGGGCAGGGUAUGUUUCUGAGCAGUCCCCUACCUGUAUGCAUCUGCCUACCUUGGGCUUUCUGGAGGGAAAUGCACAUUGUGACAGCAGCUGCUCAAGUGAGCAUUUCAGGUGGUUUUGUGGGUGCAAUCCCAGUGAAGAUGUGUCAUUUUGUACUAAGGCUGCGUGUAACCACUGGCCUUAUUCUGCAACAGCUAAUUUGGGAAGCUGGAGUAGGAACCAGGAUGGGUGGUCCAAUCAUGUGCGGACAUGCAAAUUAGCCGGGGCUUGGCCUGGUGGGGCGGUGCCUGGCCUGGAGAGGGAGCCUGUUCCAGUAUCUCUCAUCACUGCUUCCCCUCCUGGGCUCUGCCUGGAUUAAGCAUGGUUCCAAAGAAAUAGCAAGAGAUUGGAAACAACAGGAACCUACUUCCAUUAAAGACUAGGUGAAUCAAUUACGAUACACUUUACAUUGCAAUUUCUGUUCAACUAAAAAAUAAUGGUAUGUCUUUAUAUGCUAAUAUGGAAUAAUCUUCAAGUGAAAAGGGCAAGGUACAGAAAUGGGAUGGUGCAGUUCCAUUUGUGUUUUAGAAAGGAGGAGAAUAUAUAGAUCACCCUGCUUAUAUAUGCAUAUUCAGAAAAAUAGGUGAUACUGAUUACCUCUGGGAGGAGAACUGGGAGUUUGGGGACAGGAGAGGGAGGGGACUUAGCACCGUAUACCUUUUGUACAUUUUGAAUUGUGGACUAUGUGACCAUAUGACCAAAAUAAAUAAGAAAU
Molecule: messenger RNA, 3934 nt
Organism: Otolemur garnettii (small-eared galago)
Lineage: Eukaryota; Metazoa; Chordata; Mammalia; Primates; Galagidae
Product: membrane primary amine oxidase
Exons: 4
Coding region: 163-2457 (764 amino acids)
Biological process (GO): amine metabolic process; response to antibiotic
Cellular component (GO): endoplasmic reticulum; plasma membrane; Golgi apparatus
Molecular function (GO): primary methylamine oxidase activity; quinone binding; copper ion binding
Source: RefSeq, a predicted model, not a curated record